UUAUCACCAUAUGGACAACUAAGAUAUAAACUAAUAGGAGAUGGAGAUUUCCAGCAGUUCUUCAACAUUGAUGCAAAUACUGGAAACAUCACAGUCCGUCGACCUCUGACCUCACAAGAUGUGGCCUCCUAUCAGGGUCGCAUUGUAGCUGAGGACGGAGGCUCUCCUCCACGAUCAGCCACUGCCAUAGCAACCAUCAACAUCCAAAGAAAUCUUAAUCACCCAGUGUUCACCCAGACCGAUUAUAGCAUCUCUAUCUACGAGACUCAGCAAGUUGGACAGAAUGUCAUUACUGUCACUGCCACUGACGCUGAUCAGAUUAGACCUAAUAAUGAAAUCAACUAUGAGAUGACAGACACCACACCCAACCUGAAUGGGGCUGGCUUGAACUUCUUCAGUAUAAGAUCUGAAAACAACAGGGGGGUUAUAUCCAUCGUUCUACCCUUGUAUACUGACAAUCAAGAUACACCAGUGUACACAUUUUCCGUGAGGGCUCGUGACAAUGGAAGUCCUACUCAGUUUUCUGUGGAUCAAGCUACAGUAAGGAUCACCGUGUACAGAAACUUAUUCCCACCCAUCUUCCAAGGGACACCGUACACAGCUACUCUUAACUUCAACAGUGUCAGUGGUAUCACUGUCAAACAAGUCAAGGCCAAAGAUGCUGAUGCACAGAGUCCCCACAACGUUGUGACUUACUCUAUCAUAGGUGAUGCUACAGCACAAACUUUGUUGAGCAUUAACGCUGCCAGUGGUUUGAUCACAACUCGUCAGAGUUUGCUCAAUAACAAUGUGGAAACCUCUUCAAGAUGGGGGCACUUCCAGUCUAUCUGCCACAUCUACAGUAAGCGUCACCAUUUCCAGAAAUCUGAACCCCCAGAGUGGGUCAACACAUCUUACACAGUAAACAUUACAGAAAUCCAAGAUCUGGGAGUCACUAUCACCAACAUGAAUACAAGGGAUGCUGAUACUGCGUUGCCAUACAACACAAGGAUUACAACUUUGACGGGAGAUGCCGACAUGCUGCAAUUUUUCAGACUGACAGCGGAUGGUAGAUUGUCAGUUCAAAGACCUUUGACACUUUCAACAAGGAGAUCAUUCACAGGAACUGUAUCUCUACAAGAUGGAGGAAAUCCUCCUCUGACACCCACUGGAGUUAAAACAGCCACCAUCACAGUGUAUGUGUCCAGAAAUGACCACACUCCAUAUUUUAUCAACGACCCAUACUCCAAGGACUUGGAGGGUAAUAUUCAGACUGGGGCCAGUGUUCUACAGGUCACUGCCAGGGACAAUGAUCAGGGUCCGUUUGGUAUUGUUCGAUACAGAGUAACUGGAGACGAUCUGGCACCUACCUAUUUCCAGGUUGACCCCACGUCUGGUUUGAUUACUGUUAGGAACGUCUUAAGUGGUGUUAAUCAAGAUCAGUUUAAGGUAAGAAUAGAAGCCUAUGACCAGGGAAGCCCCAGCAAGACCAAUGUUACAGUCGUAACCCUGACAGUAAAAAGCAACUAUCAACGUCCAAUCUUCAACCGUCUUUCGUAUGUGGCAAGAAUCCCAGAAACACAGAGUCUAGGUCAACAGAUUAUUGCAGUGACUGCAAAUGACACUGACGCAUUGACACCAAAUAAUGUUGUGAGAUAUUCCCUGACUGCUGGACCAGAGGAUAUUGAGUGUUUCCUUAUUGAUGCUGUGACGGGAAGUCUGUCUUUGAGACGGUCCCUCCUGUAUGACCCAUGUAGAAGUGAUAUAUAUCAGAUUACCGUUACUGCCACAGAUCAAGGUUUGAAUCCUCUCUCUAAUUCAAUUACCAUCACGGUGGAUGUGGAUCGCAAUGCCAAUCCCCCUAUCUUCCAAAACAUUCCCACGAUCAUUUCCAUCAAUGAGAAUCAACUCGCUGGACAGAGCCUUUUCACAGUCACUGCCACAGAUGCAGAUACAGUGAGUCCCUUCAAUGACAUCAGAUACUCCCUGGUGGGCGAUGGCACAGCGACUGUGUACUUCCCAGUAGAUCAAUCAACAGGCCUUGUUACUCUGAGACAGACCGUUCAGGCUGACAAAGCUUCUACAUACAGGCUAUGGUUACUGGCAGAAGACGGGGGAUCUCCUAAGAAAUUUGCUUUUGAAUCAUUGGAUAUUACUGUGAAUAGAAACCUUGCUGCACCGAAGUUUAAUCCUGCUACAUUCGGCAAGACUAUUUUAGAGAAUUUCCCAGUUGGCAGUGAAAUUAUAACAGUAACAGCCACCGACAGUGACUCACGGGCACCAAACAACCAAUUCAAGUUUAGUCUGAAAGGAGAUGCACCUGUAGAUGAUUACUUCUUUAUAAAUCCAGACUCUGGUCAAAUUUCUCUAAAACGGACAGUCAGGGGAAGUGGAUUUGAUCAAUUUAUUAUACAAAUCAUAGCAACGGAUCAAGGAACUCCGCCAUUGCAAGGACAAGCCACAUUAACAGUACAAAUUCAAUUUUCACCUUAUUCAAACGACAGCUGUGAAUUUAAUAUCUAUCCCCCAAUAUUCACAGCACCGUUAUAUUUUGUGAAUAUAUUGGAAGGAAACUACACGAAAAACAACCAAUUUCUUGUACAGAUUUUAGCCUCAGAUGAAGACAGGGGGAGGAAUGGUGAAAUAGUAUUUGACAUCCAAAGUGUUUCAAACAACGGAGCCGAAAAGUUUAACUUAGUUCUAACCGAACAAGAUGAGAAAAUUGCAGUUGUGUGCAUCAGUAGUAUAUCUAGAGGUGAAACCUAUGUUAUAAUGCUCCGUGCAACAGACAGAGCAUUCCCAAUUUAUAGAAGAAGAAGUUCUUCCGUUCCAAUAGAAGUUAAAGUCGGUCCGUUUUUAGUACAUUAAUGUGGAUAAAAGCGGGUUC
Messenger RNA from Saccostrea cuccullata (small rock oyster), 2866 nucleotides. RefSeq names its product cadherin EGF LAG seven-pass G-type receptor 3-like. The transcript has 17 exons. NCBI's taxonomy places the organism in Eukaryota, Metazoa, Mollusca, Bivalvia, Ostreida, Ostreidae. Gene Ontology annotation, molecular function: calcium ion binding; cadherin binding. The annotation marks the transcript as partial. The record is from RefSeq and is a predicted model, not a curated record. Gene Ontology annotation, biological process: homophilic cell-cell adhesion. Gene Ontology annotation, cellular component: catenin complex; membrane.